CAGGAGCAAUGUCAAAAUCGGCAGUAACUAGGGUUGCUCUUGGAACCAUGGAAAUGGGAAAACGGAUGAACUUUGAAGAUAGUGAAGCCUUUCUCAAAAAGUUUCAGGAGUAUGGGCAUACUGAAUUAGACACAGCCUACAUGUAUGCUGGCGGAGCAGAUGGAGGUACAAAUGGGGGACUCACUGAGGAGUUUAUGGGUAAUAUUGAUACUGUAAAUGGUUUAAAUGUUGCAACAAAAGUAAAUCCAGCUGGUGGCAAAACGUUGUCUCCGAAAAGUGUCAGGCAUCAACUUGAGACAUCUAUAAAAAAGUUAAAUACUGAGUGUGUUGAUUUGUUCUAUUUACAUUGGCCCUGCAUGGAUGUUAAUAUCGAGGAUACUCUUUGCGAAGUCAACAAUCUCCACAAGGAAGGGAAAUUCCAGAGAUUCGGUCUGUCUAAUUUCAUAUCAUGGCAAGUGGCUGAAGUUCAGCAAAUCUGCAUACACAAUGGGUACAUUCAACCAACUGUAUAUCAGGGAAUGUACAACUGUCUCACAAGGCUGGUAGAAAAAGAACUGUUCCCGUGUCUUCAAAAGUAUGGAAUGAGCUUCUAUUGCUACAAUCCUCUGGCUGGUGGUCUACUUACCGGUAAACACAUUAGAGAUGACAAUCCAGAGAAUGUGAGCGAACCAGGAAGAUUUGCAGGAAAGGCAUGGGGAAAAGCUUACAGAGAUAGAUUCUGGAGAGAUAAGUAUUUUGAUGCUCUUGAUAUCAUACAAGAUGCCUGUAAAAAGGAAGGAGUUGCUGUAACAUCUGCAGCGUUGAGGUGGGUCACACACCACUCUGCUUUAUCAGGAGACAAUAAUGAUGCUAUUAUUGUGGGUGCAAGUAAUAUCUCUCAUUUGGUUUCUAAUCUUGAUUUUUUGAAAGAGGGACCACUUCCAGUUUCGGUGGUUGAUGCUAUUGAGCAGGGGCAUGAGCUUACAAAAGGCCAUGGUCCCAACUAUUUUAGAAACGUCAGCAUGCCACAUACUGUAUGAAGUGCUAAGUAUGAUGAUGAUAAGUUUAAGAUGUAUGCUAUGUCAAGAAAUAUGAAAUCAUAUUGAUAAAAGAGAAGAUGAUUCGAUUGGUUUGUUCAAAAGUUUUAUUCUGUUUUAAAGAUGGUAUGCCAUUGUUUUAUAUGCUAUUUUUUAGCUGAAAAUUUGUAAAAAUAUUAUUUUUUCCUAA
Bolinopsis microptera is the source of this 1206-nucleotide messenger RNA. RefSeq names its product aflatoxin B1 aldehyde reductase member 2-like. The record is from RefSeq and is a predicted model, not a curated record. Lineage: Eukaryota; Metazoa; Ctenophora; Tentaculata; Lobata; Bolinopsidae. The transcript has a single exon. The coding region runs from base 9 to 1019 and encodes 336 amino acids. Gene Ontology annotation, molecular function: oxidoreductase activity.